Monomorium pharaonis (pharaoh ant) is the source of this 721-nucleotide messenger RNA. It is a transcript of the gene mRpL51, whose product is annotated as 39S ribosomal protein L51, mitochondrial. Gene Ontology annotation, biological process: translation. Bases 151 to 627 code for a protein of 158 amino acids. Lineage: Eukaryota; Metazoa; Arthropoda; Insecta; Hymenoptera; Formicidae. The transcript is spliced from 2 exons. Gene Ontology annotation, molecular function: structural constituent of ribosome. Gene Ontology annotation, cellular component: mitochondrial large ribosomal subunit. The record is from RefSeq and is a predicted model, not a curated record.
GGUGUGCAAAUGCGUUAACUGCGCGUGCGCUUUAAUCAGCUGAUAGCUGAUAAUAUUCAAUUUCUUCGGAUUAGAAAGUCAUAGAAUUGCAUUUACGCAACCGGAUGAAUUGCAAUUCUUAACACGCGUACAAUUUGAAGAAAAGAAUCCAUGUCUUGGAUCGUGAACUCUGUCCGCGCUGUCGUGAACACACGGACGCCACAGGUGACAUCGGUACGAUUUCGUUAUCAUGCGGAUAAAUUAGCAAAAGGCCCCUUAAUACGGCGAUAUGGAUACGAGGAGCCUAUUGAUAUGAGAGGUCUAUUACCACGUGAGAACCCAAAUCGAAUACGCGAGAUGCAGAUCUAUCGACCAAACGACGCUUGGUCCGAGAAGAAGGCACUGUUUGGUCAGAACGAUUAUAUUGACAUUCUGGGCUCAGGUGCCCUACAUCCCACAAGAAUAUUAUAUAACGUACCCUCAUGGUUGAGGGGUGUCAGUGGCAAUGAAUUUCAGGUCUUACUGAGGAAAAAAAAGAUGUGGGCAAAAGGCAUAUUUCCAAUCGCAAGACCCACUAAGUGGAAACAAUUAGAGAAGAGAAUAGAAUAUCUCUAUAAGUACUUAAAUCGUAAAACUAAACACAAUUAAACCCUAAAAUUAACAUCUAUGUAGCAAAGUUUGCGCUUGGCUAAAAAUUUGUACAGACACAAAAACGUAAUUAAAUUGUAAUUUAAUUCUCAAA